Molecule: messenger RNA, 798 nt
Organism: Zophobas morio
Lineage: Eukaryota; Metazoa; Arthropoda; Insecta; Coleoptera; Tenebrionidae
Product: protein Fer3-like
Exons: 4
Coding region: 20-562 (180 amino acids)
Biological process (GO): regulation of transcription by RNA polymerase II; developmental process
Molecular function (GO): DNA-binding transcription factor activity, RNA polymerase II-specific; protein dimerization activity; RNA polymerase II transcription regulatory region sequence-specific DNA binding
Source: RefSeq, a predicted model, not a curated record
GUUCAAGUGAUUCAGUGAGAUGAAAAUGUCGUUUUCUAGUGACCAUGGACCGUGGGAAGGCAAUAAUGGUGCCGAAUUUCCCAAUUAUCCGAACGAAAUAGGGGGUUAUGGCGGUCUAUGGGAUCCACAUCAUUGCCUAGGGAGUCAAAAUCCGGCUCUCAGUGGUUAUCCGGAUAUUCUAACAGCAUUUAAUUCAGAACUAGUAUGGCCGCGACAACAAUGUGGUGGUCUCGUAAGCAACCGACUGGGUCGCAACGGCCCUCAAAGUGGUGGUCAAUCUCAAAAAAAGCCUCGCAGAAGAGUUGCGACUUUGGCUCAAAGGAGAGCAGCCAACAUACGCGAAAGAAGACGAAUGUUUAAUUUGAACGAAGCUUUCGACAAACUGAGAAGAAAAGUGCCAACUUUUGCGUACGAAAAGCGACUUUCACGAAUCGAAACUCUUCGUCUGGCUAUUACCUAUAUCAGUUUCAUGGCUGAGUUACUGCAUGGGCAUCCACCAGACCACAAAAACGCUGACAUGUACGCUCAAAGAGAGUACAUACCAUAUGGAUUGAUAAAUUAAUUCGAACUUAUAAAAACGAGUGCUUCCAGAGAGGUCUUCCAUUUUGAAUUAUUUGUUGUCAGAAGCAAAUUUUGAGUUAAAGAAAAAUCUCCAAAAGAGAGAAUAGAAAGUACGUACUAUGUGUUGAUAAAUUUAGUACUUCAAAUCUGUGAAAACAACAGUGCUUCCAGAGAUCUUUCAAUAUGUACCUACUGUUCUGAAUUGUUCUGAAAUGCAGAUUUUCAGUACACGGAGAG